CAACAAAGUGACCGCGGCGGCGGCAGCAGCUCCGGAGCAGCCUGAGUACCGGACGCCGACAUGAGCCCCUUGGUGCCGCCGUCGGGCCGCGCUGCUGCGGGCUGAGCCCGGGCGCGGGAGACGCCCCGGAGGAGCACCGCUCCCAGAGGCAGGGGCACCGAGAGCCCAGGACCCCCAGUCACCCCCGGGGUGCCCGGGACAGCGGCCGCCGCGAUGUCGGCGCAGAGCCUGCUGAGCAGCGUCUUCUCCUGCUCCUCCCCGGCCGCCGCCGCCCCCGCCGCCGCCAAGAGCCUCUCCAAGCGGAGGCUCCGCCAGACGCGCAGCCUCGACCCCGCCAUCAUCGGCGGCGGACGGGAGGACAGCGAGGGCGCGGGCCGGGCGCCGCGGCCGCGAGCAGCCGGCAGCCCCCUGGGGGACCGUCGCAGCCCCCGGGGCCCGCCGCCUGCCCCCGGCGCCUCCUUCUCCACCCCCAGCACCCCACUGGAGCGGUCGCCACCGGGCAGCGUCCUCUUCGACGAAGAGAGCCCCCGAGGGAAGCGGAGUCCCGGCUGCGAGCUGCCCUUUCUGGCGCGCACCCCGUCGGCCUCAGCGCUGAUCGGACCUGCCAACAGCAUCUUCUCGUCGCCCCGGCGCUGGCUGCAGCAGAGGAAGGGGCAGCCCUCGCCGCCCGGACCUCGCCCCACCGCCUACGUCGUGUGGAAAUCCGAGGGUGAUUUCACUUGGAACAGCAUGUCAGGGCGCAGUGUUCGGCUGAAGUCAGUUCCCGUUCAAAGCCUCUCAGAGCUGGAGCGUGCUCGGCUGCAGGAAGUGGCUUUUUAUCAGUUGCAGCAGGACUGUGACCUGGGCUGUCAGAUUACUAUCCCCAAAGAUGGACAAAAGAGGAAGAAAUCAUUAAGAAAGAAACUGGACUCAUUAGGAAAGGAGAAGAACAGAGACAAAGAAUUUGUUCCCCAGGCUUUUGGAAUGCCCUUGUCCCAAGUGAUUGCUAAUGACCGGGCCUACAAGCUCAAGCAAGACUCUCAGAAGGAAGAGCAAAAAGAUGUUUCAGAUUUUGUGGCCUUUCUCUUGCCGUUUGGAACUAAAAGGCAGAACAAAGAACUUUCAAGCAGUAACUCAUCUCUUAGCUCAACCUCAGAAACACCAAAUGAAUCCACUUCUCCAAACACACCCGAGCCAGCGCCACGAGCAAGGAGGCGUGGUGCAAUGUCUGUGGACUCUAUUACAGAUCUUGAUGACAAUCAGUCAAGAUUGUUAGAGGCUUUACAGCUCUCUUUGCCUGCAGAAGCACAGAGCAAGAAAGAAAAAGCAAGAGAUAAGAAACUAAGUCUGAACCCUAUUUACAGGCAGGUUCCCCGGCUUGUAGAUAGUUGCUGUCAGCACUUGGAAAAGCAUGGUCUCCAGACAGUAGGAAUAUUCAGAGUUGGAAGCUCAAAAAAGAGAGUAAGACAGUUACGUGAAGAGUUUGACCGGGGCAUAGACGUUGUAUUAGACGAAGAGCACAGCAUUCAUGAUGUUGCUGCUUUGUUAAAAGAAUUUCUGCGUGACAUGCCUGACCCGCUUCUCACCAGAGAACUUUACACACCUUUCAUCAACACUCUCUUAUUAGAGCCAGAUGAACAGCUAAGCACCUUACAGCUUCUCAUUUAUCUUCUACCUCCCUGUAACUGCGAUACCCUGCACCGGCUGCUGCAGUUCCUUUCCACAGUGGCUGGUCAUGCAGAAGACACCACAGACAAAGAUGGCCAAGAGAUUACUGGGAACAAAAUGACAUCACUUAACCUGGCUACCAUCUUUGGCCCUAACUUGUUGCACAAGCAGAAAUCUACAGACAAAGAAUUCUCAGUUCAGAGCUCUGCUCGAGCUGAAGAGAGUACUGCUAUCAUAGCUGUUGUACAAAAGAUGAUUGAAAACUAUGAAGCCCUUUUCAUGGUUUCACCUGACCUUCAGAAUGAAGUGCUUAUUAGCCUGUUAGAGACUGAUCCAGAUGUUGUGGACUAUUUGUUGAGGAGGAAAGCUUCCCAGUCAUCGAGCCCUGAGAUGCUGCGAUCGGAAGGCUCCUACUCCACAGGAGGAAGACAUUCUUCCACAGACUCCAACAAAGCUUCAAGCGGAGAUGUCUCCCCAUACGACAACAACUCCCCGGUACUGUCUGAGCGCCCACUGAUGGCAAUGCAAGAAGAAGUUGCCCGCAGCCCAGAUAAGCUGUACAAGGUACCUGAACAGUACAUGCUGGUUGGACAUUUACAGCCUAAGACAAAGGAGAAUUCUUCUGCAUCACAGGCUGGAAAAGAUGUUUCUGAAGAUCAUUUUGAUAUCUGGGGUACCUGGCAUUCAACACUGAAAAGUGGCUGCAAAGAUUCAGCAGUGACAGGUUCUUACGGAAACAUCUAUGAAAGCAGCUUGUUGCGACCCGGACAGUGCUCUCUUUCUUAUGGGAACCUAGCCAUGUGCUCUCCUCGGGGUCAGGGCAGAUCCUCUGAAUUGGACACCAGCAGGCAGGUCAUGCGAAGGAGCCAGACAACUGCUGCCAUUCCUGAGUGUCAGCUUCAUCCCACGGUGUCUCGUGUAUGCAGUAACCCACAAAUUGAAGUCGGCAGUAGGAGUUCAGACCUGUCGCACUCAAAGUCAGAGCAGCACUUGACUUUAAGCAGCGUGGAGGACCUCACUGAGCGUGACUCGAAUGUGGUUUGUUCACAAAGCACAGCCAAGCCCUCCUGCAGAAAAGAGCGGCCACCACCCCCUUACCCAGGUGCAGCAAAACCAAGCUCCAUGUUCUCACAGCGAUCAGGUGUUUCUUCAACGUUGCACAAUUUGUGGAGACUUCAACGCCAGGAAAAAAGUUCAGGGACAAGAGCAGCUGGAGGACCAGCAGCCAAAACCCCUGACCAGGUCGCCCCCAGGCAGGAGCGGCCAGCCCCACACACCCAAGCGGGUCAUAUCUAUUCCACAGCACCUCACAGUCAGAACAGUAAAAACGUUUCAGAGGCAGACUGGCAUGACUGGCAAAGGGAAAGGUGGCAAAUUUGGGAGCUAUUAUCAGCUGAUAACCCUGAUGCCCUCCCAGAAACCCUUGUAUGAUCAGACUCUGCAGAACUGUCUCAGUACCUGGACCCCCCCGUCUCAUAGGAAAACAACAGUGACAUUGGAAAAUGGGGAGGCUUUCUUUGUUUUAUACCAACUGAAUUGCAUAUACUUUUUUUAAACUUUGUUCACUUUAUUUUCUUAACAGCACUGUCAAGCAGUCCAUUUACAAAUGCAGUAUGUUCCUGGUUUUCAGCAAGCUUUUGAGAUAAAACCAUGAAAAGAUGAAAAUUUUAGCCCAAUAACUCUGUUUGCGUAUGUUGUGUAUAAGAUAAAACUGUUGCUUUGAUGUUGCUAAAAUGUAUUUAUAUAUCUGCAGUUCUGAUGAUUGUAUAUUCUGUAAUGGGUUUUGUAUGAUAAUCAUGUGUUAUGUUUUCAUAUACAGAUGUCAAUCAAUCAUGACUGCUUUUUUUAAAAAGUCACUGCACUUACAUUACCGUGAUAUGCAUCGGAAUUCUAUAGAAAGUGCACAAGCUGGUUUCUGUGCUUAUAUAAAAAAAACCUGUUAAAGGGAGAAGUUGUCCUCCUUUUCACUGCCUAUUGAAAAACACUAAAAUAGAGUGGAACAUGAAAAGCCAUAUAUUUUAUAAGGGUAGUAGUGAGCUUAGAGGGGAAAAUACCAAAUAUUUUUUUCUUAUAAAUAUAUUUGCAAACAAAAUUAAAAUUUGAUACAAGAUUGUAAAAAUGUGUUGGGUUUUUUAUUUUCAGAUUCUGAUAGGAAGCAGCUCAGAGAAUCAACUAAGAGCAAGGCCGUGCCUAAACCAACUAAGGAUGUAGUGCAAAGGUCUGCCUGCCCUUCCAUUCUAGAGGAAAACCAAUGUUAUAUAUACAGGAUAUAAUAUAUAUAUUUAUAAAUGUAUGAUUUUAUGUAUUAUUCUAAAAUAAUAAACUGGAAUCCAAAUUUUAGAAAACCAAACCAAAUAAAUUGAGGUGUGGAACAACUGAGGAAGAAUAUGGCUUUUCGUUUGCAAUAACAAAGCUUCAGCAUUGAGAAAGUUAGAGAAAAAAAGAAAGACCUAUAAAAGGGAGUCACACACAGUUUCAGAAAAUAACAUGACGUUUGGAGAAGUUCACAGCUGCAUUUCAAUAAAUAUUGUGCCAAAUUCUGGGUCAACAGUACUUCCUCAAUAAUUGUAUGUUGCAUUGUUAAGUGUUGCUGUUUUAUACACGCUCUGGUGGUUUUAUAUUGCAAAAUUGUUUGUGGCCAGCAGGUGGCAAUGUACUUCAGUAUUUCCAGAGAAAAAUCUUUUUAUCACUUGAUAAGGGAAAGUGUAUCAUAGCAAAAUAAUUUUAUAAAACGUAUUAGUCUUAAUUUUAAUGAAGUUGAAGACUUAUUCAGCAAUGUUGUCUUUAAGUUCUAUCUUGUGCCAAACUGAUGGAAUAAAAUGUUAAGCAAAAUAAUGAGCAUAAUUUUUGCUCUUUUUUUUUUGAAGUAAGGUUUAUGUAAAAAUUGAUGCGGUUUUAUUACAUUCUUGAGUAUCUCCGUCAAAACCAG
This is a messenger RNA of Pezoporus flaviventris, 4576 nucleotides long. RefSeq names its product Rho GTPase activating protein 6 (gene ARHGAP6). Bases 214 to 3078 code for a protein of 954 amino acids. Lineage: Eukaryota; Metazoa; Chordata; Aves; Psittaciformes; Psittacidae. The transcript is spliced from 13 exons. Gene Ontology annotation, biological process: signal transduction. The record is from RefSeq and is a predicted model, not a curated record.